UUUAUCUCUCUCUCUAAUAUUCACUCGGCCUCCGCAUGGCGCCACCUCGACCGCUUCUCCACCGGCUACCACCUCGCCGACUCCCACGUCUCCGCCGUCUCCAAGGACUACCGCAACCUCGCCGCCGCAUUCGGCCGUUCCGGCCUCUUCGACGACAAAGGCCACGGCGUCCUCCUCUCCCUCCUCUCCAUCUCCGCUGUCGUCUGCGGCGUCCUCCGCAGCGACAGCUUCCUCGUCCACGCCCUCUCCGGCGCCCUCCUCGGCCUCGCCUGGAUGCUGAUCGCCUACCUCGGGCACGAUUCCGGCCACUACAACAUCAUGCCCAAUUCCUCCCUGAACAAGCUCGCGCAGAUCCUCACUGGCAUCAGCAUCGCGUGGUGGAAGUGGACCCACAACGCGCACCAUGUGGCCUGCAACAGCCUCGACUACGACCCCGACCUCCAGCACCUCCCCAUGCUCGCCGUCUCCUCGAAGCUCUUCCACUCUCUCACAUCCCGCUUCUAUGACCGCCGGCUCACCUUCGACUCCCUCUCUAGAUUCUUCGUCAGCUACCAGCACUUCACCUUCUACCCGGUGAUGUGCGUCGCCAAAGUCAAUCUCUACCUCCAGACAUUCCUCCUCUUCUUCUCCAACCGCGGACUGUACGUUCCGAACAGAGCUAUUAACAUCCUGGGGAUCGCCGUCUUCUGGACGUGGUUCCCUCUCCUUGUGUCCUGCCUGCCUAGCUGGACCGAGAGGGCCGUCUUCGUGCUCGUGAGCUUCUGCGUCUGCGCGAUCCAGCACGUGCAGUUCUGCCUCAACCAUUUCGCGGUGAGUGUGUACGUGGGGGCGCCGCAGGGGAACGACUGGUUCGAGAAGCAGAAGAGCAGGACCAUCGACAUCUCGUGCUCGGCAAAAAUGGACUGGUUUUUCGGGGGUCUGCAGUUUCAGCUGGAGCAUCAUCUGUUUCCGAGGCUGCCGAGGUGCCAUUUGAGGAAGAUAUCGCCGUUGGUGAGGGAGCUCUGUGAGAAGCAUGGGCUGCCUUAUGUGAGCCUUAUGGGAGAUGGCUGAUCCUGCUUCCAAGAAUUUGAUAUGGGAAGCUGUCAAUACUCAUGGUUGAUUUCAAAGAAGUUUAUUUGCUUCUUUGACGUCGUCUAUGGCGACGUGGAGACGGGUCUCGGCGGCGGUCCGUGCGGCGGCAGUGGCGGCGGCGGCCUCGAGUUGUGUGGGACGAGGGAAGCGCGGGGACGGAGGUGAAUAUUAGAGAGAGAGAGAAAAGAAAUAGAGAGAGAGAG
Messenger RNA from Salvia miltiorrhiza (redroot sage), 1274 nucleotides. RefSeq names its product delta(8)-fatty-acid desaturase-like. Gene Ontology annotation, molecular function: oxidoreductase activity, acting on paired donors, with oxidation of a pair of donors resulting in the reduction of molecular oxygen to two molecules of water. Gene Ontology annotation, biological process: lipid metabolic process. The transcript has a single exon. Gene Ontology annotation, cellular component: membrane. The record is from RefSeq and is a predicted model, not a curated record. NCBI's taxonomy places the organism in Eukaryota, Viridiplantae, Streptophyta, Magnoliopsida, Lamiales, Lamiaceae. The annotation marks the transcript as partial.